CACUCCACUCCAUGUACUGAAGGCUUCUGAUCCAAAGUGACUAUAAAGUGUUAUACUAUAACUUAUAGUCACUUUGUUCUGAUCUAACCAAGGUUAGCUUGAGGCUUUGUGAUAGAGUUAGUCUUUACAACAAGUACUUCUAGUUUUGCCUCAUUGGUGAAGAUCUAACUUUGGAUUACUUCUGCUGUACACAAGUAAAGUUGCCAUGUCGGCCAGCGUUUUGGAUUACAGUGAUAUUUAUCAAGAAAUUCGAGGCGCGUUGCAUGAAGGUAGACUCCGGCUUAACAAUAAUAAUGUCGUUUUCAAAAAUAUAAAAACUGGAAAAGUUGAAACAAUUCCAUUAUCCGACAUAGAGAGUGUUGUGUGGAGAAGAGUUGCUCGGGGAUAUGAGUUGAAACUUGAGUUGACAGACGGACGUUCUUGCAAAUACGAUGGAUUCAAAGAGGCGGAGUUUGAAAAGAUCAAUAAGCAUGUGAAAAAUAAUUACAAUGUUACAAUUGAACAACAGGACAUGUCUGCGAAAGGAUGGAACUGGGGUGAUACAACAUUCAAUGGUUAUGAACUACAGUUUGAUGUUGACUCAAAAAGAGCUUUUGAAAUUCCAUUGCAAAAUGUAUCACAAUGUACACCAGGAAAAAACGAAGUUUCAUUAGAAUUUCAUCAGAAUGAUGAUGCAGAAUUAUCCCUUAUGGAAAUGAGGUUUUUUGUUCCGCCAUCACAAAACGAUGAAACUGAUACUGUGCAGGUUUUCAGUGAUAAUGUUAUAUCGAAAGCUGAUGUACUGCAAGCGAAAGGAAAUGCCAUUUGUACAUUUCAAGAUUUACAAUGUCUCACACCAAGAGGUAGAUAUGACAUUAGAAUGUAUCCAAAGUUUGUUCAACUUCACGGAAAGACGUUCGAUUACAAAAUCACAUAUACUUCCAUACUACGACUCUUUUUACUUCCACACAGAGAUCAGAGACAAAUUUUCUUUGUGGUCAGUCUUGAUCCUCCUGUCAGACAAGGACAAACCAGAUAUCAUUUCCUUGUUCUUUUAUUUUAUAAAGAAGAUGAAAUGUCUGUAGAAAUGACUCUGUCUGAGAGAGAAAUUGAAGAAAAGUUUGGAGAUCGAUUGCAAAAAGAUAUGUCGGGGCCAAUAUAUGAAGUUGUAAGUCGUGUAAUGAAAAAUUUAGUGCAACGAAAAAUAACUGUUCCUGGUUCAUUCAAGGGUCCAAACAGCGACCAAUCCAUCAUGUGUACUUACAAAGCAUCGUCAGGCUUUCUAUUUCCAUUGGAGAGAGGUUUCAUGUAUGUUCAUAAACCUCCGAUUCAUGUAAGAUUCGAUGAAAUUGCUUUCGUGAAUUUUGCUCGUGGAUCAGCUACCAGCAGCAGAUCAUUUGAUUUUGAAAUUGAAACAAGAAGUCAGACUGCUUAUGUUUUCAGCAAUAUUGAAAAAAAUUGUUACCCUGCUCUUUUCGAUUUUGUAAGUCAGAAAAAAUUGAAGAUCAAAAACAUUGGAAAGGGAGUGGAUGGAGGUGGAAAUAUCGAUAUUAUGGCAAACAGUGAUUCAGAAGAUGAACAGCAUGAUGCUUAUCUUGAGAGAAUGAAGCAAGAAGCAGCAGAUCGAGAUGAAGAUGAUGGAGGAGGAGACAGUGAUGAAGGUUCAGAAGAAGAUGAAGACUUCAAUCCUGGUGCAGAACCAGAUGAGGUGGCAGAUGAAUAUGAUUCAGAUGUUCGGAAUACAAGUUCAGAUGAAAAUGAUGAAAAAGGUUCGGACAAUGAUGAAGAAGAGAAAAAACCUAAGAAGAAAAAGAAAGAGAAAUCUGCCACAAAACGAAGCAGCAGUAAAAAAGAGGGUAAGAAGAAAAAGGAUCCAAAUGCACCAAAGCGUCCGUCUUCAGCUUACAUGCAGUGGUUAUCAGAUAACAGAAGUAAAAUAAAGAAGGAAAAUCCAGAAUUGAGCAUGACUGAAAUUGCAAAACAUGCAGGAAAAUUAUGGAAAGAUGUUUCCGAUGCUGAGAAAAAGUCCUACAAUGAGAAGUAUGAGAAAGAUAAGAUAAGAUAUAAAGAAGAAAUGAAAAAAUACGAAGCUGCUGGAGGAUCCAGACAUAUUUCACCUAUAAAGAAACAGAAGAAAUCUUCACCAAAAGGUUCGUCAAAAACUUUGAAAUCUCCUAAAAAGUCACAACCUGGUGGAUUUAAAAGCAAAGAAUUCAUACAAGACAGUGGGUCAUCGUCAUCUGAUUCUGAUAAUGACAAACCAAAAGCCAAGAUUGCAAAGAAGGAAAGCAGUCCUGAACCUCAGGCGUCAGGUUCUGAAGAAGAGUCUGCGCAAGAAUCAGAGGCAGAAAGUACACCUGCUUCGUCAGAGCAGGAUAGUGAUUAGAUGGAAACAUGGCGAAUAUUGAACGGAUUCAUCUCAGCAAAGAAGGAAUUUUGCUUUCCUGAUUAGAUAAUGAAUAUCCUGGUACAACUGGUUUCUACAUUCUUGUGUACAUGGUCGUUAUUCAAUUGCAGUCCCUUCAUGUUGCCUCUCUAUUUUGAUAAUGUCAAUCAAAGGCCUAUUGAUCUGAAUCAAGAAAUCCUGGUGUAAUCCUUAUGCUUAUACAUCAUUUGUGCUGCUACAUUAUGACAACGCUCUCAUUAAUGUUCCGGUCUAAAAUAAUUUUAACAGUUCAAAUAAAUUCUGUCCAAUAACAGGGUAUGGUAGAUGUUGUAAUACUAGUUUUUGAAGUCUUUGUGAACACUGCCUCUGAUGCUUUUCAUUCGUUGUUGUAAUAAACUUCAUGUCAAAUGUGUGA
Molecule: messenger RNA, 2780 nt
Organism: Styela clava
Lineage: Eukaryota; Metazoa; Chordata; Ascidiacea; Stolidobranchia; Styelidae
Product: FACT complex subunit SSRP1-like
Biological process (GO): regulation of chromatin organization
Cellular component (GO): FACT complex; nucleus
Molecular function (GO): nucleosome binding; histone binding; DNA binding
Source: RefSeq, a predicted model, not a curated record